Messenger RNA from Dichomitus squalens LYAD-421 SS1, 1052 nucleotides. RefSeq names its product mitochondrial carrier. NCBI's taxonomy places the organism in Eukaryota, Fungi, Basidiomycota, Agaricomycetes, Polyporales, Polyporaceae. Gene Ontology annotation, biological process: mitochondrial L-ornithine transmembrane transport. Gene Ontology annotation, molecular function: L-ornithine transmembrane transporter activity. The transcript has 13 exons. The coding region runs from base 13 to 984 and encodes 323 amino acids. The record is from RefSeq and is a predicted model, not a curated record.
CACUUCGGGUAUAUGGCGUGUCGCACGAUCGCGCAAUCGUGCACGCCGUGCGGCGCGGCCUGCUCGCUCCCUAGGCUCUCAUCGUCUCUUGCUGCCGCCUUGCUCGCACUCUGUGACGCUAUGAACAAGUCUACGAUCAACGAGCUCAUCGCGGGAAGUGUCGGCGGUGCCGCGCAGGUCGUCGUCGGCCACCCGCUAGAUACUGUCAAGACCCGGGCUCAGAUCGCUCCCAAGGGAAUGUUCAAAGGCCCGAUGGACAUUCUUACGCAGACGUUGCGGAACGAGGGAUUCUUCGCUCUAUACAAAGGAAUGCUGAGCCCUUUGCUGGGUAUCGCCGGCGUGAACUCGCUCCUUUUCGCCGCGUAUGGUGCCUCCAAGCGGCUCAUCUCGCCCUUCGGCCAGUUAUCUCUCAAAGAAACUGCAACAGCAGGCGCGCUUGCUGGCGCAAUCAACGCUGUUCUCGCAAGUCCAGUCGAGAUGUUCAAGGUGCGCAUGCAGGGUCAGUACGGCCAGCCCGGCGACAAGAAGCUGCGCGCAGUUGUGAGCGAGAUGUGGAAGGAUUGGGGCUUCCGGAAAGGCAUUAUGCGCGGGUAUUGGGUCACGGUCGCGCGAGAAAUCCCGGCUUACGCAGGCUUCUAUACUGCUUUCGAGUUCUCAAAGCGGAAGUUUGGCGAGAAGUAUGGCAAGCAGAUACCGGUAUGGGCCCUGCUUGCCAGUGGUUCCACUGGUGGAAUUGCAUACUGGCUAUCAUGUUACCCCUUAGACGUUGUGAAGUCGCGUGUACAGCUACGGCCUACGCCACCCGAGGGUACUCCUGUACAAUACAUUUCACGGGAAUUGCAAUCCGUUGUCGCAGAAGGCGGAGUAUCUGGCCUGUUCCGUGGAUUGACACCGUCAUUGCUGAGAAGCAUACCCGCUGCGGCGUCCACCUUCGCGGCAUUCGAACUCACGAGAGAAUGGCUGAAGGAGCUAACGGGUGUUUAGGCUAUGCAUCAGUUAUGGGCAGACUCACGGACUUAUGGAGACUACUUACCCACACGAAUGAAUAUGGG